Chilo suppressalis (striped riceborer) is the source of this 4018-nucleotide messenger RNA. The record is from the annotation of a GenBank genome assembly. Lineage: Eukaryota; Metazoa; Arthropoda; Insecta; Lepidoptera; Crambidae.
AAAUAAUUGGUUAGUAACCCGACCACAUUCAAAUAAAACUUCACAGAAUUUGAUAGUGGCUCUCAAUUUGUCUAGAAAAGAAAUAAAAAUGUAUCGUCAACAAAUAAAGUUAAAAAUGAAUUUAACAAUGUGAGCAAAAUGUAAAAAGCUUACUUUCUGGUUACACAACGAUUUGAUUUCAAAGCUAUUAUAUUAUUACUGUUAGUUUUGAAACAUUAAAUUAGCCAGAUACCUGUAGGAAGCAAUUUAAUUUGCAUUAUCUAUCCACAAUGAAAAUUUAUGAAUGAGGUGAUUUUGUUUAACGCAAUAUAUUGUGGUGAUAUAACUUUGUUCAGGUCUGAGUGGCUCAGUUGAAUGUUUUGCGACAUAAAUAAACUUUUGCGUUGUUAUUUUUUGUGUAGGUAAUUAGAAGAAUGACAGGCACAGGCAGAAAUUUAAUUAUAUAACGGGGUAAGUUUAAACUAUAAGGCUCAUUAAAGAUAAGGGACGUAAAUAAUCUGAAUUAAAAUGGAUUGCUCGGCGGCGCCGGCGGUUUGUUGCGCACGCGCUUCUGGUAGUUCAAUAAAAGCGCGCGGAGGGCGCCGCGCCGCACAGUGCCUUUCUCACUGUCAACGACACAGUGCACCAAUCAUGUGGAGAAAGGCGUUAAGUGCUGCGGUUUGUUGGCUUACGUUAAGUGUUAAUUUUGGAGAAGCAGAAAAGAAUGUGAUAAGUUCAAUGAUAGUUGACAAUGAUAGUGCUGAAAGUGCCCCGCGGCUGUACCGGAGUGUGCCAGUCGGCGUGUAUGCGAGCAGGUCUCCCUAUGCUGCGUACUCCUUCCAAAUACCGGCAUUUAUAUCAGCGCCAAAAACUUCUGCAUCUAGAAUUGUACCAGUGAGACAACAGAUAAAUGCCUUUCAUCAAAAUAAUGGAUAUUUACGGGACUCAUAUGGGAACAGAUUUUCGGAUACCCCGCAGAUAGCUUCGUACAAAACGGCUUUUCCACAACAAUAUGUGCCACUCCAAGAACUUCCAGCACAUCUUGCCCAGCCUCUGUUAGCAGCAUCGCAAAACAAAGAAACGGCGCCUCAUUACUUUGUGGGAUCACAAUAUAGGGUGCCUAGUUUUCAAGAAGCAUCAAAUAACCCUGGCUCUGGUUAUAGCAGUUUCCCACAAUCAUAUGCUUAUUCACAAGAGAUUAGAAGUUUGGCGCCGUCAGCUCAACAAUCUAAUGGAGUAACAACAAAUCAACAGCAACCCGGUAACAAACUUUUCACCAAUGUUCAAGCUGUGGAACAAUUUAAAGAACUGAAGAAUGAACCUAAAUUAGAACGUUUUGAAUACAGGCCAGAAGAGGCUUACAGAAGCGAGGAAAAAAGUGAUCCAACCGUACAAAAGGCUAACAUUCAAGAAUCUGAUAAGGGGGAAAAUGAAGCAGCUGCUGCUAUAACACCUGUGACAGCUAUUGUCAACGGAAAGAAAACGGUUAUUAACAUUGAAACAAAACCUCCUAUUCCCUUGUUGGAUCUCAGUCUUUUAGAGCCUAUUACGUUCGAUAAUCCUAUUGUGCCACAAUUACAACAUUUCUUACCACGUAUACAUGAUGCUAAAUAUCAAUCAUUACCUGAAUUUAAUGAAGCCAAGAAACCGAAAAAAGCAAAGAGUGCCUCAAAAAAGAAACCAAAACAGCAAUCAUCUCAUCAUCAUAAACAGGCUCCUGUCACACCAGUUGUGACGAUUACAGGGACUGAAGAUGAAAGCCCGGAGCUUACAUAUGAGAUAAAUACCCCUAAUCACAAGGAAACAUAUAAAGAAAAAACCAUAAGUUAUAAUAGAAAAGUUGAAGCAGAACCAGAAACGUUUAGUUACAAUGAGAAAACCGAAGCUAAACCAGUGCAUUACAGCUACCAUAAUUCUGAGCAGAAAGAACCAGUGAGUUAUAAUAUAGUUUACAGUUCUAACAAAAAACCAGAACAACUCACGCAAGUCAACCAUCCAGCAAAUGAAGAGCAACCUCGACAACUUAUAUAUAAAUUUAACGCUGAUGAAGCCGUAGAACCGAAUAAUGAUGAGGAAUCCGACACACCGGGAUCAGCGGAAGAUUCUGGCUCUUCUGAAGUAAAUGUAGAAAAUGAGCCCAUUCGCCAUCUUAAUCAUCACAAUCAAGAAAGACGUCCUGAAGCUCCAGUAAAUUAUCAACAUCACAACGACGGUCAUAAUAAUAAUCAUCAUAAUACCCGUCCUCAAGAUCGGCACCACAGUGGUCACCAUAACAACGAUAAUCAUCGUAAUGAUCGCCAUCACGACGAUCGCCAUCACGACGAUCGCCAUCACGAUGAUCGACGUCACAAUGACCACCAUCACGAAGAUCGCCAUCAUGAUGAUCGCCAUCACGAUGAUCGCCAUCGUGAUGAUCGCCAUCAAAAUGAUCGCCAUCAAGAUGAUCGCCAUCAUGAUAAUCGCCAUCAUGAUGAUCGUAAUCACGAUGAUCGUCGUCAUGAUGAUCUUUCUCACAAUAAUCAUCAUCAUAAUAACCAUCCACACAAUAACCGUCCACAUAACGAGCAUGAUCAUAGAAACGAUGAUAGGCCGGAACAUAGGCAAAAACAAUAUUACCAGAAAGCUCCUGAGGGACAUGACUCACCAAAUAAACAAUAUCGCUCACAGGAAGAAGACCAUCAUAAAACUAGUCAAGAAUAUCAUCCCAACUCAAAUCCAGGACAUCAACACAGAGAACAUAACCAGAAUAAAAAAUAUAAUCAACAACCAAAUGAUGAUAGUCAUCACAGACAGAAUAAAGAAUAUAAAAAACCAAGCCCCGAAAAUCACCAAAGAUCGAAUCAAGAAUACCAACGCAGACCAUACGAUCAAGGCAGCCAUGAAGUAGAUCAACCGAGGGAACACGAGAAACCAGCACCUAUCAGUGCUCCUAUUCAGCAUAGUGAAAUCUUGACCCAUCCCCAAGAACACGAAGAGGAUAUUCGUCUAUUACCUCCGCAGCAUAACGCUCCCAUAAGGGUAGACCCAAAUCAACACGUACAAGAGCCAAAGCCUGAACCAGAAAGUCAAGAAGAAGCGGAACCAUUGUAUAACUCUGGUGCUCCUAUAAUUCAGGAACAAGGCAAACGUAUUAUAAUACAAGAAGAAAGUCCCGAAGAAUUACACAUGCAUCAAGAACAAAUUACAGCUGAAGUGGUCGACCAAGAAGACAAUAACGAAGAUGAUUUUGAGAACGCAUAUAAAAAUGCAGCAUAUGGCUUCCCAGCUUUUGAAAAAAAAGCAGAAAAUAUUGAAAAGGACAUAUAUGAUCCAAAAUCUUACGGCCUUAGUCGCAUAAACGAUGAGUACAAUUCUGAGAAGUCCCCCUUCCAACAAUACGUAGCGGAAGGUGAUACUUUCCCAAGAUCUGCUCGUUUGAAUUACAAUAAAGCCAAAGAGGAUACCGAGGAAACGUAUCUCUUAGAUUAUUCCGCAAGUAAACCACAAAGUGUUGCUGAUCGUUACAGAAACAAAGCUAAUUACUAUAAACUCUACGAACAAUAUAAACCAGAGAAAUAUUUUGCAGCCAACAACGAUAACAAGAAAGAAAAGCAACGGGAAAGAUACACAGCUGCUCCAUCGUAUAAUUUCGAACGCAAUCCCAAACCUAAGAAUAAUGGAUAUUUUGCUCAGUACAAAGCUGAACCCGUUAAAUACGAAUAUGAUUACUCUAAAGGAACGCCUCGCGACAACUCCGCUCAUGCUUCAAAUCCGUACAAAAGGCUUAAAAGUAAAACUUUAUUCGUAGAACCGCAAUUCCAAUACGGGUUCGAUCCGAUUAACCUGCCGCGAUUGCUCGAUAGCGAACUAGCUGCGAUGGCAAGUAAUCAUAGUCCCGAAAGUGAAAAGCCCGGUAUGAGAAAGAAAAUUUAUGAGGAAAAUUGGUAUAUUAAAAAAACAAGUACAGCCGCCGGCAAACCUAGCUGAUAGUAUAUUUAUUUUAUAAAUUAGUUGAUAAGUUUUUAUAGUCUUUUGAUACUAAAUAAAAUUUAUAAAAAAU